Molecule: messenger RNA, 2688 nt
Organism: Drepanopeziza brunnea f. sp. 'multigermtubi' MB_m1
Lineage: Eukaryota; Fungi; Ascomycota; Leotiomycetes; Helotiales; Drepanopezizaceae
Source: RefSeq, a predicted model, not a curated record
AUGCGGUUGGACGUAAAGACGACAGGUGUUCUGGGAGCUGGCUGGAUCUGCUUGACGGAGAUGACCUUCCACCCCCCACAGCAGCCGAACAGGGCAUUGGAAUUGCGCGAGACAAUUGUGGUGGGCAAGAUGUCCACAAGCACUGCUAACUCGUCGUUUCAAAUUCAGAGACAGCUGUUUGCCCGCAGCGAGCGUGUGAAGGGCAUCGACUUCCAUCCUGUGGAGCCAUGGAUUCUGACUACCCUCUACAGCGGGCAUGCGAACAUCUGGUCCUACGAGACAGGAGUAGUAGUGAAGAGCUUUGAACUGACAGAUGUCCCUGUGCGAGCUGGCCGAUUCAUUGCCCGGAAGAACUGGAUUGUCUGCGGCUCGGAUGAUUUCCAGCUCCGAGUCUACAACUACAAUACCUCUGAGAAGAUCACAUCCUUCGAAGCCCACCCGGAUUACAUUCGAGCGAUCGUCGUACACCCUACUCAACCUUUUGUCCUUACCGCCUCCGAUGACAUGACUAUCAAGCUGUGGGAUUGGGACAAGGGAUGGAAGUGCGUGCAAGUUUUCGAGGGUCACAGCCACUAUGUCAUGGGUCUGGCCAUCAAUCCCAAAGACACGAACACCUUUGCCUCGGCAUGUUUGGAUAGGACGGUCAAGAUCUGGAGUCUGGGCUCUUCCACUGCCAACUUUACAUUGGAAGCACAUGAGCAAAAGGGUGUCAACCAUGUCGACUACUACCCUCAAUCCGACAAGCCAUACCUUCUGACAACCUCAGACGAUCGAACUGUUAAGAUCUGGGACUACACCACCAAAUCAUUGAUUGCCACUUUGGAGGGCCACACCAGCAAUGUCUCCUUUGCGUGCUACCACCCGGAGCUCCCAGUCAUCAUUUCUGGAUCCGAAGACGGGACUGUCAAGAUUUGGCAUGCCAAUACAUACCGACUGGAGCAAUCCCUGAACUAUGGUCUGGAGAGAGCUUGGUGUGUCAGCUACCAACGAGGCAAGCAAGGCGUGGCUGUUGGGUUUGAUGAGGGGGCCGUUGUGGUGAAGAUGGGUCGCGAGGAACCUGCGGUGUCGAUGGAUGGAUCUGGAAAGUUGAUCUGGGCAAGACACAGCGAGGUCGUUUCAUCGAUCAUCAAGGGUGGAGAUGCUUCCUUGAAAGACAACGAGCCCAUUUCCCUUCCUACGAAAGAUCUCGGCACCUGCGAAGUCUACCCACAGACUCUCCUCCACUCUGCUAACGGUCGGUUUGUUUCUGUCUGCGGCGAUGGAGAAUUCAUCAUCUACACUGCGCUCGCAUGGAGAAAUAAGGCGUUCGGCUCGGCGUUGGAUUUUGUUUGGGGUCCGAAGGAAAACAGCAACGACUAUGCGAUCCGCGAAUCUGCCACAAGUGUGAAAAUCUUCAAAAACUUUGUCGAGAAGGCUGGGGGCUUGGAUGUCGGCUUCCAAGCCGAGGGCCUCACUGGCGGUAUUCUUCUCGGGGUCAAGGGCCAAGGUGGGGUUGCUUUCUACGAUUGGCAAACGGGAGGCUUGGUCCGGAGGAUUGAGGUCGACCCGAUCCAGGUAUACUGGUCCGAGAACGGAGAGCUCGUCUCGAUUGCAUGCGAAGAUAGCUUCUACGUCUUGCGAUUUUCGAGAGAGGACUACCUGGCCGCUGUUCAGUCAGGGGAAGUCGACGACGAUGGAGUUGAGGCAGCCUUCGAGGUCGUCACCGAUAUCAACGAGAGUGUUCGAACCGGAGAGUGGGUUGGGGAUUGCUUUAUUUACACCAAUAGUACGAAUCGACUCAACUACCUGGUCGGUGACCAAACAUACACCAUUUCCCACUUCGAUCAACCCAUGUACCUUCUUGGAUAUAUUCAACGAGACUCCCGGAUAUACCUGGCUGAUAAGGAUGUCAAUGUCACCUCCUUCUCCCUCUCGCUCGCCGUCGUCGAGUACCAGACCCUUGUACUCCGUGACGAUAUGGAGACGGCAGCCGAACUGCUACCAACCAUCCCCACAGACCAACUUAACAAGAUUGCGCGGUUCCUGGAAGGCCAAGGUCACAAGGAACUUGCUCUUGAGGUUGCCACCGAUCCCGAGCACAAAUUCGAUCUUGCUCUUGCACUCGGCCAUCUUCAGAUUGCUCUCGAACUCGCCAAAGAGGCCGAUGUCGAGCACAAGUGGAAGACGGUUGGUGACGCUGCUCUUGCUGGCUGGGAUGUUUCUCUCGCGGCUGAGUGCUUCACAAACGCAAAGGAUCUUGGCUCGCUGCUCCUCCUCCACUCUUCCACGGGUGACCGUGACGGUCUGCGUGCUUUAAGUGGGCAGGCCCAAUCGGUUGGAGCUCAUAAUGUCGCCUUUACUUGUUUGUGGCAGUUGGCAGACGUCGAAGGUUGCAUAGACCUCUUGACCAAGACUGGUCGAACCGCAGAAGCAGUACUGUUCGCCCAGACCUACAAGCCCAGCGUGGCUCCCAAGACCGUUGCUCUGUGGAAGCAGUCGUUGGAGAAAGAAAAGAAGGGGCGUGUCGCGAAGACCGUCGGGGUGCCUGGCGAAGACAACGAGCUGUUCCCCGAAUGGGACGAGUAUUUAAGGCUAGAGACCGAAGGUGGCAGUUUGAUCGAUGUCAAUGGAGACGAAGAGGUCAACGGUGAGGCUUCGGAUCCUGAAGCCGCCGAGGGAGAGGAAGAAGAAGAAGAGGUUGAAGCGUAA